AUGUUUCCUACUCCAACCAACGAAACGUCGUUAGAAUCUUUAUACACGGUAAAUUGCUCGGAAGUGUCAUGUUUUUUAAAUGCCAGUACCUUCGAAAACUCCACCUCGAACGAUACAUUUAUCGACACCGGCGAAGGAGAACCUUUAUCAGAUUUAAUCCUCAUGGGAGUAUUGUCGAUCGUUCUGGGCCUUAUGAUUCUGGUUACCGUCAUAGGAUAA
Messenger RNA from Diabrotica balteata, 219 nucleotides. The record is from the annotation of a GenBank genome assembly. Lineage: Eukaryota; Metazoa; Arthropoda; Insecta; Coleoptera; Chrysomelidae.